Messenger RNA from Daldinia caldariorum, 383 nucleotides. RefSeq lists its product as uncharacterized. The record is from RefSeq and is a predicted model, not a curated record. NCBI's taxonomy places the organism in Eukaryota, Fungi, Ascomycota, Sordariomycetes, Xylariales, Hypoxylaceae. Bases 40 to 276 code for a protein of 78 amino acids. The transcript has a single exon.
AACAGUGGGGGAAGAAGCCAAGCAAAUACAGAAACAGACAUGGCGACAGGCCUGGAUGGCGUUGCCUCUGUGCUCUACAUAGUAUGUCUCUCUGCUUUUGCAAUUCAGGUUGCUAGUAAGGUUAGGUACCUACAUACACACUACCUCAUACAGCAUCCAGGGUCAUAUCUACCUAACCUAUGUAUGUACGUUUAUGUUUGCAUACGGGAGAUUACCGAAAGAAUCAUAUUACAUACCUGCUAUUUUUACAAUGUAUGUAGUGCACGCACCUUUUGAAAAGCUAGGUCCAUAUUAUAUACUUGUAUACUUCGUAGUAUCUACAUGAUAUCGAGUUCAGCAGCAGCAGCAACAACAACUUCAAACAACGACGCGCCUCGAACCCU